CAGCCAACAACAACACACACAAGAAUCACACACAUAGCUACGCUAUUUUCUUAACGUGCGUAGGCGAAUUUCUUAAUUUUCGAAUUAAGAUCGACGCGAAAUUUAUGUAAAACCUUAUUAUUGCAAUUGCAUACACUUUGCUUGAGGCAAUAGCAGACACGGCAACUGCAAAUAAGGCGUUUUAACACACCAACAGCGCCACAAUAUGGGAAACACCGACUCCAAGCUGAACUUUCGCAAGGCGAUUGUCCAGCUGACGCAGAAGAAUCAAAAGAUUGACAACAAUGAUGAACAGUUCUGGGAGCAAUUCUGGCAGGCUCAUCAAACGACGCUUGAGGAUGUGUUUGCGCUGGUCACCGCUAGUGAAAUACGUCAAAUACGCAACGAUAAUCCCGCCAACUUGGCGACACUCUGCUACAAGGCUGUGGAGAAGUUGGCACAAGCCGUCGACAGCAGCUGUCGCACCCAGGCGGACCAACAGUGCGUGCUGAACUGUGUGCGUCUUCUGGUACGCAUAUUGCCUUACAUUUUCGAGGAUGAUAAGUGGCGUGAUUUCUUCUGGAGCAGUCUGCCCGCACAGGAGCAGGCCACUCAUGGCCAAACAGUGCCGCUGGCGCAGUCGCUUCUAAAUGCUAUAUGUGAUUUACUCUUCUGUCCUGAUUUUACGGUAACGGCAACACGUCGUGCGGGGCCAGAGAAGGCCGAAGAGCUGGCUAACAUUGACAGCUGCGAGUACAUCUGGGAGGCAGGAGUGGGAUUCGCCCAAUCACCACCGCGCAAUGCACACAUGGAACGCAGACGCACGGAGCUGUUAAAGCUGCUGCUUACCUGCUUCUCGGAACCAAUGUACCGCAGCCCACAGCAAUCGGAAGAGCCCAACAAAUGGAUUGCCUACUUUACCUCUGCGGAUAACAGGCAUGCGUUGCCACUGUUCACCUCAUUUUUGAACACGGUGUGCUCUUAUGAUCCCGUUGGCUUUGGUGUGCCCUACAACCAUCUGCUGUUUGCGGACACCACUGAGCCGCUAGUGGAGGCCUGUCUGCAGCUGCUGAUUGUCACCUUGGAUCAUGACAUGGUUGUGCAGCAUCAACAGCAGCAGCAGGAACAACAACAACAACAUCAAUUAACCCAUGCAGGUGGAGUGCUGGUCACACCCUACGAUGAGGGCGGCUGCGGCGACAAUCUAUUCAUAAAUUACUUAUCGCGUGUGCAUCGUGAUGAGGAUUUCCAUUUUGUGCUGCGGGGCAUAACGCGCCUGCUCAACAAUCCGCUGGUGCAAAACUAUUUACCCAACUCAACAAAGCGGCUGCACUGCCAUCAGGAACUGCUUAUAUUGUUCUGGAAGAUUUGCGACUACAACAAGAAAUUCUUGUAUUUCGUACUGAAGAGCUCCGAUGUGCUGGACAUUCUCAUACCCAUACUUUAUCAUCUAAACUACUCACGGGCGGAUCAAUCGCGCGUCGGUCUCAUGCACAUUGGCGUCUUCAUAUUGCUGCUGCUCUCGGGUGAGCGCAACUUUGGCGUGCGUCUGAACAAGGCCUACUCGGCCACGGUGCCAAUGGAUAUACCUGUUUUUACCGGCACCCAUGCGGAUCUGCUCAUCACAGUGUUUCACAAAAUUAUAGCCACAGGCCAUCAGCGGUUGCAGCCACUGUUCGAUUGCCUGCUGACUAUCCUGGUCAAUGUGUCGCCUUAUCUCAAAACGCUCUCAAUGGUGGCCAGCGUGAAGCUGCUGCAUUUGCUGGAGGCAUUUAGCACACCCUGGUUUCUGCUCUCAGCGCCCAGCAAUCAUCAUUUGGUGUUCUUUUUGCUGGAGAUCUUUAACAACAUCAUACAGUACCAAUUCGAUGGCAACUCGAAUCUAGUCUAUACGAUAAUACGCAAACGUCAUGUCUUUCAUGCCAUGGCCAAUUUGCCCACGGAUAUGGCUGGCAUAUCCAAGUGUCUGAGUGGACGCAAAACAGGUAGCAAAUUCAAUUUGCCGCGCGUGCCGCAGCGCAAACAGGCAGCGGCCAUGACCAGUCAGGAACUGCCUUCGGCUCAGGUGCCCGACGAGUAUGCCGAGGAGGAGGAUGAAGACGAAGAUGAUGAAGGUGCUGAUGUAGACAUUGGCCGCAUGGAUAAGGAGGCGACAGCCGAGGAGGAUCUCGAAUCGGAAACGGAAUCGCAUGAACGUUCGCAGCUGGGUGACACACAGCUGGACCCGGUUGCAGCGCUGACGGCACAACCCGCCGAGCCGGGAACGCUUAAAACCUCGCUGCUUGAAACGCCAGACAUUGGUCAAAUGACCGAGCGCGAACAGGCGCAUCCCAAUGAAAAAACGGACCUAACGCCGUUUGACAAGUCGCCCGUAGGGUCACCGCGCGCAGCUGGCGCCAAAUCCACAUCGCCGACGCUGUCACGCGAUGAUCAGACGCGUCUCUCGGUGGCACAUCGCUCCAGCAUACGAAUGGUGCCAGGCGAUGGUGAUCGCUGGACGCCCACACCCGAGUGGAUUGUCUCGUGGCGCUCAAAGCUGCCGCUGCAGACCAUUAUGCGUUUGCUACAGGUGCUCGUGCCACAGGUGGAGAAGAUCUGCAUUGACAAGGGCCUCACCGACGAAUCGGAGAUACUGAAAUUCUUGCAGCAUGGCACUCUGGUAGGUCUGCUGCCCGUGCCGCAUCCCAUACUAAUACGCAAAUAUCAGGCUAAUUCCGGCACCACCGCUUGGUUUCGCACCUACAUUUGGGGCGUCAUUUAUUUGCGUAAUGUGGAGCCAGCCAUAUGGUAUGAUACGGAGGUCAAGCUCUUUGAGAUACAGCGUGUCUAAAACUCUAGUAAGUGGAACACCAAACAGCAACUUUAAAAAAACAAACAACAACUACAAUAAUAGCAGCAACAACAUCAACAAAAGGAACAUAGCUUACCCAAAAAAUACAAAAUCGCUUUUGCAUUUACUGUAGUUUAUUUAUUUAAUUCAUAGUCCAUUCCAAAAAUUUAUGAUGUAUGAAAUAUCAAUGUUUUAAAGGGUUUUCAUUUAAAAAAGAAAAGCAUAAUGCUGAUUCAUCAGUUAGGCGUCGGCGUCGUCAGAACAAUCCAUUAAACACCAUUUGAAGCUUUAUCAGUUCUGA
Messenger RNA from Drosophila montana, 3110 nucleotides. RefSeq names its product protein HID1. Gene Ontology annotation, cellular component: membrane; Golgi trans cisterna; Golgi medial cisterna. The transcript has 2 exons. The record is from RefSeq and is a predicted model, not a curated record. Lineage: Eukaryota; Metazoa; Arthropoda; Insecta; Diptera; Drosophilidae. The coding region runs from base 206 to 2809 and encodes 867 amino acids.